AUGAGCGAAAACUGGCAAGUAUUAUUUCUCUGCAUAUUGCUUUGCUUUGGCACCGGAGCUAGGACGCAAGAAAAUACGACUGUUUUAUAUGCUAUGGAAAGGUCAAGAUGUGUGGAAUUCGAAUUGAGACACUCUACAUUGAACCUUGGAUCGAAAUCUAUCAGUCUGUAUGCUGCUUCGCAAUCUCAAUUAUUGUUCGACGAAAUUGUUGGAUUAGCCGUUGAUGCUAUCACACUUAAUGAAACCUCUAGUUGCGGCAACGACAUACGCAAAUUAAUUGUCGAUUUAUUGUAUCCCACUUGCUCCUCAAAGCCAGCUCAGCUAAAGUAUCAACCAAGUCAAUGUUUAGCUAACAAUCCUAAAUGUAGGCAAGUAAUACAGCAAUCUAACUUUGCUUUCCUUCUAGAAAUUUGCCAUAACAAGCAAAAUACUACAGUUUAUCAGAAUUCUACUACGUGCAAUAUUCAAUUAACAACAUUAUGCAAGCCAUUAUAUCAACAAAAUAUGAGAAUGCCAACUUAUAUGGCUGAAUUAGCUUUACUUGGAUUAAGAAUUUAUCAGCGUGGUUUGCAAAAAUUUAAUAGUUUAACUAAUGAGCAGCCACAAGCAAAAGAUUAUCAAUUUUACUGUUUACAUCUUCCAUUAUGUAAUCUCAAUAACAACAGCGAUAAUUUAUGGUUCCAACGUUAUUCUAUCCUUCCAAAUCAACAAGAUCGGAUAGUGAACAUGCUGCAACCAAUUGCAGUACCCUCUAAUACUGUGUUUACGAGACAAGAUAGCAUCAAGAUUUACAACAUACCGGUUAGAGGCGUUCAAAUUCUCAAUACUGAAUUUCAGUUUUAA
Trichoplax adhaerens is the source of this 843-nucleotide messenger RNA. RefSeq lists its product as uncharacterized. NCBI's taxonomy places the organism in Eukaryota, Metazoa, Placozoa, Uniplacotomia, Trichoplacea, Trichoplacidae. The record is from RefSeq and is a predicted model, not a curated record. The transcript has 4 exons. Bases 1 to 843 code for a protein of 280 amino acids.